This is a messenger RNA of Ostrea edulis (European flat oyster), 1127 nucleotides long. RefSeq lists its product as uncharacterized. The record is from RefSeq and is a predicted model, not a curated record. Lineage: Eukaryota; Metazoa; Mollusca; Bivalvia; Ostreida; Ostreidae. The coding region runs from base 1 to 975 and encodes 324 amino acids. The transcript has 11 exons.
AUGGGGAGAUUAGCGGUGUUGUCCUGCUUCCUUCUGAUUUUUCUUGUCAGUGAGUCAACAUGUAUCUCACUGUUCAAGUCACGGAGUUCUUUGGAUCUGCGGAAAACUAGGCAGUUCAGGGAGUCACUUCUUCGGGACUUGGCCAUUGUAAAUGCCGCUGAUAAACGGGACAACUCAAAGUCAGGGACGUCACCCCCACCACCCCCGACCUCAAAAAAGCCCGCGAAUAAACGGGACAACUCAGAAUCAGGAACAUCACCACCGCCUUCCCCACCCCCAGGCAAGGAUAUAUGGUACUUUAUGAAUAUUACGAAGGAGGCGUUUAUCAAUGAACACAAGAAUAAUCUGACGUCAGCAGUGAGGGGUAAAAUUUCCAAUGAAAUGGAGCAAGAGGUUUCCUAUCUGAAGAUGUCCAUGGAGUAUUUGGCUAGGCUUCUGUCAUGCAUUGCCCUGUCGGGGGAUGACCAAAAGAGGUCCGCGGACUCUGGCAACGGAACACUGCCCACAGACACAACCAACGGAACGCUGCCUGAGGUGGAAUCACAAAUAAAUGUGGAUGAGAAGACGCUGGUGGAUCUCUUUCAUUCUCUUGGUAUCCGCGAAGCAGGACUUCAAAACGCACGUGACUAUCGCCCACCAAAGUUCCUGAUGGACUGCAUGUCAAGCAACAUAAUAAUGGACGUUGGUAACAGUGACUUUGAUCAAACCCAAAGAUUUUUGGUGUGUGCAAGACUCGGUAUGGUGAAGACUACUAGGAAAAUGGCAAUGUAUGAUAAGGACCCUCUUGAUAGUUUUGUCAACAAAUUCGAGGAGUUUCUAAAGGGGACGGUCUCGUUUGUACACCUUUACCUUACAUGGAAAUCAAAAGUGGUCAAAGAUCCACUGGAUGAUAUGUUAUCACGCAUGCUGAGUGAAAACGAAAUGAACGAGUUCAAAAGAAUACUGGAGGACUACAUUGCUGCAUCAAGAAAGUAAUCCAGCACCCCGAGGAUUGGUUCUGACUUGAACGACAUGCAUAGCAUGACAUUUCUGCUGUUAAACCAACAAGAACAAGAAUAUCUAAACCGACAAAAGUAGAUUGUAGUUCUAUUUCUGUAUACCUCUGUAGAAUAAACGCAUCAACUGUC